AUGCAGAGAAAAAGGAUUGGGCUACUAAAGCAUGAAAAUAAAAAACCCAGGAUAGCACAACAAAAAUACCGUAAAAGAGAUGGAGAUAAAAAAGAAAAAAUAAGCAAAAAUACAAAAGAUCUAAUUAGACAAAGAAGACUUCUAGUAGAACAACAAAAGGAAGAUACAAGCGAAAUAAGAACACUAAAUAAGACUAUUUCAAAAGAAAUACGGGAAGAUUUAAGGAAAUAUAACACAGAAAAAACCAGACAAGUAAUCGAAGUAAAUAAAAGUAUGAAGGUGCUUAGAAGGAGACUAGCUGAUGGGAAAAAGGAAAUCGUCAAACUCAAGGAUAACAACAAAAAAGAAGCAAACAAUAGGAGAGAAUUGGUAAAAAUUGUAGAAGAAUUCUACAAGGAACUAUAUAGGAGCAGAAGAGAAGAAUUAAAUAUCACAAAAAAUAAAAUGAAAGUCGUAAACCAAGGUUCAGAACUUGUACCCGAAAUAACAAUUGAAGAAUCAAAAAAUGCCCUAACGCAAAUGAAACACAAGAAAGCGGCAGGAGAAGACCAAAUUGUGAUAGAAGCUGUCAAAGUUGGGGCCCAAAAGAAAUGGAAAUGGGCAGGCCAUGUAGCCCGAAUGACAGAUAAUAGAUGGACGAAAAGAAUAUUGGAGUGGAGGCCAAGAAUGGAUAAGAGAAGUAGAGGCAGGCCGCCAACAAGAUGGAGUGACGAUGUAAAGAAAAUUGUAGGAAAUUGGAUACAUACAGCUCAAGAUAGAGCUAGAUGGUUUAAACUAGAGGAGGCCUAUAACCAGCAGUGGAUGGAAGAUGGCUGA
Messenger RNA from Diorhabda sublineata, 816 nucleotides. RefSeq lists its product as uncharacterized. The record is from RefSeq and is a predicted model, not a curated record. The coding region runs from base 1 to 816 and encodes 271 amino acids. NCBI's taxonomy places the organism in Eukaryota, Metazoa, Arthropoda, Insecta, Coleoptera, Chrysomelidae. The transcript has 3 exons.